AUGCGUCCCAUUGAGAGACUAUUGCACCUCUCCAACCGGAGGAACGUGUCAGACAAGCAGUUUCUUCAUCUAUUCAAGCAGCUUGAUGGAAAAACCCCGGUGACGGCUGGAGAGUUUGUUGACCUAUUGGAAGACUCAAGCAAUGAAAGGUACUUGACAGUGGUAUCUCUAAUCAAAUUAAAUCUGUUCUGGAAAGCUGUUGCCAAGCUCCCGACAAACCAACAGGUGCGGAUCUUACGAAAGUACCAUUUGAAGAUUCAUCUCAUCACCGAUGUGGAGGCCUUUUUGCCGAUAUUUGUGGAAUACUCUGAACAUGUUUUGGAUCAGAAUAACGAAGAACUCUUGAACGAGUUGAUAUUCAAUUGGGGGACUUUGAUUCUGAAAUUCUCCUUGAAAGACAAGGAAGUGGUCAAGGUCUUUGUUACAAAGUUGAUGUCGUUCCUCAAUGCCAACAACUAUACGAAGCAGUUUGAAUACUGUAGUAACAAGUUCACUACCAGCAAACAGAAUUUGACUAUACAGCCGAGAUUGAACAACUUGAACCUUAAUGUGAAUUCUAAGAAUCAUUCCAGCUACGAAAGCAUCAAGAUCUUUUUUUACUUUAACGAGAUGUUCAAAAGCUACCAGGUUCCCGAUAAUGAAAAGCUCUUCAAGAACUUCAAUGAAGUGUUCAAAGGAGACUGCUAUAAGUUGAUUUACUCGAUGUUCAAUGGUAUAUAUUUGUCUGAACAGGCCAAACAACCGUCUUUUGUGAAAAACAACUGGUUGAACUUUUUGAGUUCACGGGUGCCAAAAUUGAUACUAUUGUACAAAGUAGACAAUUUGGAAGAUACUAUCAAUAAGGCGUUUGAAAACUUUGACAAUUUUGAUAAAAUCAAUACGAACUUGAAACAGUAUUUUAUUAAAUCAUUAAUUUUCAACAAGAUCUUGUCCAUAAAGUCUUUCCAUAGGUUUUUCCCCAACGAAGGAAAGGUAAACCAGCAAACUUUGAUACAUGAAAUGUCGAACGUCAACUCAUCAGAAAACUUUCAAGACAAUCUUAAUGACAAACUAUACAGCAUCAACUGUGAAUUCAUUUCUAUUGACGAAUCCAACCUAAUGGAGUAUCUCGAUACCACCAUCAAUAAAGUUGAGUUUUCGAUGCAGAAACAAGUUGAUUUGAUAUCAACCAUGAAGAAUAUGAUGGACUUGUUGGUGGAUGAGCAGAGCUUAGAAAAAUUGAACAGAUUGUUGUUGAUAUUACUAAAAAGCCCUAAAUUAUUCCAGGUCUUCAUGUUCAACUUGUCUGACAGGGAGAUCAUAUUCAAGUUGAUAAAACUUCUCGAUAACGACUCGUUCAAGUUGAAUGACAACAAUGAAGGAUCCUUCCAAGAAUUUUUUUCCUACUUUGGAGUGCUUUUGUUGUUCAUUAUGCAAUGUUCUGAGUAUAUCAAUAUGGAUUUCAAUAUGAAGAACUCAUUCACCUCAACUUAUUUGCAUAAUUAUAACUUAAACUACACCAACCUAACACCAGUUUUCAAUGAAGAGGUGGAAAAUGAUAAGACAAUUGCCAGUAACUAUAACAGUUUGAUCAACGAUUGGAUAAACUCAUUGUUUGACGAAGCGGAAGGAUUAUCUGAUGACUUGAUCAAGUCAAUUGAUGUGAAACAGGUUUAUCAAUUGAUCCCUUUAAUUUAUCAGCAAGCGGUGAUUGCAUUCAUCAACGGGAAGAUCAACUUGAAGAUACUAAACAAUGGUUUGGACUACCUCUCCCAAAACUUCUUGUUACCUUGCAGUGUGUCAAUAGUCAAGUGGAUUCUAAGUAAAAUAAGCUUGAAGAACAAAAAUUUGAACAACUAUUUAACGGUUCUAAAGGAAAUAAUGAAAAUAAUUCUGAAGGUCAAAGAUGAAUCAAGUAAUGAAUUGAAGCUUACCGCUGAGGUAGUAUUGAAUUUUAUUAUACAGUUGGCGGUUUCUGAGUUACGGUACCUUAAUAUUCCCGGAAACCUUAUAAACAAUGACAUGCUUACUGAACAAAUAAGAUUACUGGAAGCACCCGCCAAAGUUAACAGUUUAUGCUUUGAAGUGUUUGAAACCAAUUUGAUAAAAGCUUUGAAUGGCAAUGAGGCUGACUUCGAGCUCAUAAACUACUACGUGUAUUCCAGCGAUUCCAUGAUCAAAGACCUCUUAAUCACCCUUAACACAUCGAAUACCAGCAUCAAAACUAACAAUGAGAACCUCAAACUUGUCAUUGACUUUGUGAUUUUCAUAAACUUGAACAGGACCAUCAAAUCAGAACCUGUCAAGCAAUUUUGGAUCAACAAGUUUUCUUCAUUGAAGAUUGACACCAGCAAGUACGAUUUCAACACAACAUUUGAGAAGAAUAUUGACUACCAUUUUUCGACCAUUUUCAAUGUUGAUGGUAACGACGAUGGAAAUGAGGAUUUAGAAGAAGGGAAUGCUGACGAGUUGUUUGAGCCCAUUUCUUUCGACUACUGCUUAAACGAAAUGGCUAAAGCAUCAAAUGACCUUACCGAAUUUCUUUAUAUAGUGCAAAGAUUCCAAGACCUACUGGAAAAUAAGUCGUUCUUGCUGUCAAUUAACUUGAUCCAUACCAAGCUUUUGAACGAUCUCAAAAGCUUCCAGUGUUAA
Molecule: messenger RNA, 2631 nt
Organism: Yamadazyma tenuis ATCC 10573
Lineage: Eukaryota; Fungi; Ascomycota; Pichiomycetes; Serinales; Debaryomycetaceae
Gene: MED5
Product: Med5p
Biological process (GO): regulation of transcription by RNA polymerase II
Cellular component (GO): mediator complex
Molecular function (GO): transcription coregulator activity
Source: RefSeq, a predicted model, not a curated record